This is a messenger RNA of Chenopodium quinoa (quinoa), 1701 nucleotides long. Its product is annotated as glycerate dehydrogenase HPR, peroxisomal. Lineage: Eukaryota; Viridiplantae; Streptophyta; Magnoliopsida; Caryophyllales; Amaranthaceae. Gene Ontology annotation, cellular component: cytosol. The record is from RefSeq and is a predicted model, not a curated record. Bases 277 to 1437 code for a protein of 386 amino acids. The transcript has 13 exons. Gene Ontology annotation, molecular function: hydroxypyruvate reductase [NAD(P)H] activity; hydroxypyruvate reductase (NADH) activity; glyoxylate reductase (NADPH) activity.
CUUCCAAUUCCUACAAAACAAAUCCACUUUAUCCAAACAUCACAAACAAUGCCCACAUACAUCCAAUCCCAUCAUAUUACUCUACAUCCUUCAAAGAUAACACCUUUAUCAACCAAUGAUCAUAAAGAUUUGAUCUUGAUGUGUUGAUGUGAAUGUACAUACAAUUCUUACCGUGGGUUGCACCACAUCAUGCCCAUUUCCCAAGUAUAAAAACUUCAAGAAUAAAACUUUGCAUACCAAGUGUUUGUUGAAUUACCUGAACCAAAAUUAUUCAUCAUGGCAAAACCAGUUUCAAUUGAAGUUUACAAUCCUAGUGGAAAAUACAGAGUUGUUAGCACUAAAUCUAUGCCUGGCACUCGUUGGAUCAAUCUCUUAGUUGAACAAGAUUGUCGAGUGGAGAUUUGUACCCAGAACAAAACUAUAUUAUCUGUUGAUGAUAUCAUUGCUUUGAUUGGAGACAAGUGUGAUGGGGUAAUUGGCCAGUUGACAGAAGAUUGGGGAGAGACUUUGUUCUCUGCAUUGAGCAAAGCAGGUGGCAAAGCAUUCAGUAACAUGGCUGUUGGUUAUAACAAUGUUGAUGUUAAUGCUGCUAACAAGUAUGGUGUUGCUGUUGGUAACACUCCUGGAGUUCUUACUGAGACUACAGCAGAAUUAGCGGCUUCACUAUCCUUGGCAGCUGCCCGAAGGAUAGUUGAAGCAGAUGAGUUCAUGAGGGCUGGUCUGUAUGAAGGAUGGCUUCCUCAUUUGUUUGUUGGAAACUUGCUCAAGGGGCAGACUGUUGGUGUCAUUGGAGCUGGUCGUAUUGGGUCUGCUUAUGCUAGAAUGAUGGUUGAGGGAUUCAAAAUGAACCUGAUAUAUUUUGAUCUGUACCAAUCAACUCGACUGGAGAAGUUUGUUACUGCUUAUGGUGAAUUCCUGAAAGCUAAUGGUGAGCAACCUGUCACUUGGAAAAGAGCAGCGAGUAUGGAUGAAGUACUUCAACAGGCUGAUUUGAUAAGUCUGCAUCCUAUAUUGGAUAAAACAACUUACCAUCUUGUCAACAAAGAGAGGCUCUCAAUGAUGAAAAAGGAAGCGAUUCUCAUUAACUGCAGUAGGGGUGCUGUCAUUGAUGAAGUAGCUCUUGUUGAACAUUUGAAGGCAAACCCCAUGUUUCGAGUUGGUCUUGAUGUCUUUGAGGAUGAGCCAUUCAUGAAACCUGGCCUUGCUGACAUGAAGAAUGCUGUUGUGGUGCCACACAUAGCUUCAGCUUCCAAGUGGACUCGUGAAGGAAUGGCGACACUUGCAGCUCUGAAUGUCCUGGGAAAAAUCAAAGGAUACCCAGCAUGGGCUGACCCCAACCGCGUUGAGCCAUUCUUGAAUGAGAAUGCUCCACCCCCGGCAGCUUGCCCGAGCAUUGUCAAUGCCAAAGCUCUAAGCUUACCUGUUUCAAAGCUGUAGAAAUCGAAGCAUGGCAUCAAAUAGAGUUUUGCUGUAAUAAGCUUGUGCUUUGAAAAUGCAACACUUUUUAGAAGGAGCUUGAUGGAUAUAUAUGUAACUAAUAUAGUUGAGUACACAGUGAACUGACGAUGUGUCUAUUCUUGAUUAUAUAUCUAUCCCUAUUCGCAUUCGAUCAUGUACUGCUAGAAGAUACAGAGUAUCGAUCAUCCUAAAUGUUCUUGGUUUCAUUACAUCGAUCAUCUGAUAGCUCAAAUUAAUUAUGCU